Ectocarpus sp. CCAP 1310/34 is the source of this 6450-nucleotide messenger RNA. NCBI's taxonomy places the organism in Eukaryota, Phaeophyceae, Ectocarpales, Ectocarpaceae. The record is from the annotation of a GenBank genome assembly.
AUGGGGAUGCUGGUGUUUGUGCUAGGCAGCCUAAAAUGGGCGUUGCUUUGCUUCGUCCUCGUGCUGGGGGUCGGCAAAGCGAUCGCGCGAGUGGCCAGCUGGGUCGCCAACAACGCCUGCCAAGUGUGGCUGCGACGAAGGCCGGUCAGCUUCUCUAUUGCCGGCGCUAGCUAUAAGCUUAGCGCCUGCCAGCUGGGUGUGGUAGAGGUCGACCUGUUCUCGGAUUGGCUGCGAUCGCGGGGGCGAUUGCCAUGCCUUGGGGUGGUCUUGGCAAGUCUGAACUUGCGAGUGGAGGCGUCGUUUCCUGAGGAGCACCAUGACGGCGAUGCAGCCGCCGUCAGAAAGGCCGAGGUUCGACCCACUGGCCCCACGCCCGCCUCGGCCUCAUCCCCAGCUGCCUCGGAGCUCAAGAUCCUGCUCGCGUCGCUCUUGUGGGAGAAGCUGGCGACUUGGGUUCUCAGCCAGUGUGGUGUUACCGUGUUUGGGAUCAGGGUGGUGCUGGACUGCCCAGAAAAUUCGGCGGGGGUGGCCGACUGUCGCACGGGGCGGGGGGCAUGGGGCGGGGGGAGGGGUGUAUCGACGGAGCUCUUCGUGUCGUGUGUGGAGGCGUUUGCGAAGCCGUUGGAGCGGGGCGGAGGGGGGACCAGGCUUGCGCUCCGGAUAGAGCAGGCGCGUGGAUUCGAUACUCUCUGUUUGCAAUGUGCACAUAUGUGUUUUGUUUCCUGCCAUCUGGUGUCAGCCGUGCGCGUCAUCUCCACCUCGCUGCGAGGCGUUAUCCGCGAGGGGGACAUCAGGGCUUUCGACUCGUGGAGAGGAAUUUUUGUUGCACCCGAGCGGAAAAGUUGCGGCGCUGCUGAUCCUCCCGGUGGAGACGGGUUCGGGCGCCCCGCGACGGGCCGUGACGCCGGGGGUGACGCCGGUGAGGAGAGAAAUGCCGCCGGGGGUAGCGUCGGAACCGCAGCGGACAAAGAAAUUUUGCCGCCUUGGUCGUUCCUGUCGCCGACGUUGUCGUUGGAGGCUUCGUUGGAGGGUUUGCGUUUAGAGGUGGUCGGGGACGAGGAAGCAGGUUGCGUCGGCACCGCAGACGGCAGGGAGGAGGGCGGGCGUGAUGGCCUUGUUCCCGAGGCGGUAAGGGGGCUCGGCGGACAGGAACUCGGCGCGAGCGACGAAGAGGGGGACUCGGGGUCGUUGUCACGGCCGCACGAGGCGGCGGGAUUAACAGUCGGAGAUCAUGGCCGGGACGAUGAUGCACACGUGCAGCGACGGAAGGGCCGUCUGCAGCGGGGAAAGGCGGAUGCUCCUAGCGUCGUCGCGGAGGUGAAGGGGCUCCGUGUGGGUGUGGACAACGCGGGGGUGGUCGGCGACGACAAUCGCACUGUGGGCACGAGAAAGGCAAGCCUGAUUAGCGUGGCAGUAAAAUGGUCGAGCGUUGCACUGUUGACCGGCGGCGGAGGUAGCGACGGCGGCGGCCAAGACGACGAUGUCGGGGGUGGAGGUCACUCGCGUUCUUCCUCAACUUCUCAGUCGCAAGGGGGGGUGUCGAUGUCUUCGUCUCCGGACAGCGAUGCUGCUGAGCGGUUGCGAGCGUUCUCAGGGGCUUCAUGGAAGGGCGGAUUGGACACGGCGGCCGUCGGGGUGAAGCGGAAGUGCCUGCCGAUUCACCUCGGGAAGCUUGCGUUGAGUGCGGAGGCGGGAAUUCAGGGCGCCGCAAGGGCAGCGGAGAUCGUAGCCUCCGGCCGGCUUGCUUUCGGCCGCUUCACCCUGUCCCGUGAUGGGCUGCUUGUGUUGCUUUGGGCGGCGAAGCUGGUGCCAGCUUUCACGCGACCACCACCACAACCGCUCACAUCGGAAGAGACCCACCGGAUCUUCGACCGUACCCCGCAAGCUCGGUCACGAGGGAGAGCCCGGCUAGGCGCCGCUCGAUCGCGUUCGGCUGCCGAGGUCGUCGGGUCGCGCUCACCCGAAGACGGCCGCGGCGGCGUCGGAAAGACGACGGAGGCGUUCUCCUCCCCCUCGCCGCGCCAAAUUUCGCGGCGGGCGCCACCCUCUCGGCUGCCGUCGCCCCCUCCGCCGAUCGCACAGCGGUGCUCGGCAUCCGUCGUUGGACCGCCGCCGCCGCCGCAAGUUCGGGUCUCGUACGUGCUCGACUUCGAGGUCGACCACGCCGCCGUCGUGCUAGUCGGGGGCGGCGGGGACGACGACUCGCGAGCACAACGCCCUGCCGACGGGGAGAGCGGUACCAAGGCGCACGCUCCAGCCGCUGCCGCCGCCGCUGCGGGGACGCCAUCCGGGGGCGGAAUCCGAACCUCUGGUUCCCCCGGGGGCUCCCGUUCGGUCGCGUCGGCGGCGGCAGAUCCCCCCCCCGGCAGCGACGGCUCGGACGCCGGGGAAGCUGGUGUCGGGACGGCGGCGGCGGCGACGAUCAUUCGAUUGGCUGUCCCUCGCGUCGGGAUACGUGCUUGCUCGACAGCAGUAGCGUUGGCCGCAGCUCCGCCAAGUAGUCGGGAAGUAGUCGGCACCUGGGGCGGGGCGUCGGUGACCGUGUCCGCGGAGUCGUUGGAGGGCCACUUCGAGGUGGAGGAACCGGGGACGAUGGUACCGCCGCCGCCGCCGCCGGGACCUUCGGGACAGGAGCCGUAUGACUCGACGGCGGGUAAGACCAAGAGGCGUGAUGCCGUGUUGCCGGAGGAGGCGGCGGCGGAGGUGGCAACGCCACGGCGAGAAAGUCAUCGCUUGCGCUGGCUAGCGAUCCGCAAAGCCACGUUCGUCACGGGUGGGUCGCGGAGCGGUGGUGGCGAGAGCGUCCUGUCGGGGGGGCGCCGCGAUAGUAGCGGGCGUAGUGGGGUACCCGUUCCGCCGCUUGCGGUGGCGGCGGCGGCGGCGGCGGCAGGAGAGGAUGGUCUGGCAGUGGAGGGCGUGUGGGCAGAGUGGAGUCCUGCGCUGUUUUUCCUGGCGGGACAAUCUGGCGCCAUGUCUGUUCACCUGUCGUGCACCGAAACCCACGAAAAGCUGUCGCAUGGUGGUCCGUACUGUGACCCUGUUUCCCCUUUUUUCGGAUCUUUUUUUCCCGCCUACCUGCUCGUCGUGAAGAUUGUCUCGUCCCUCAAGGCCGCAGGUUUUCUCUCAGCCCCCGCCUUUAGGUCAGGCCUCGGCUACGACCCGCUGCAGCACUGGUCGCCGCCCCGGCCCGCCGGCAUGCCAUCCCCUGACGCAAACGAGCCGGUGGUGGCAGACGCGGCGGCGAGGAGGGGGCCACCGCGAGGUUUCCCCGGCGACGCUCUCAGGCUCCCCGCCAUCGGCGCGACCUCCCGCGCCGCCGCCUGCUUCGCGAACAGAGUGUUCUCGUGCGGCGACAUGCCGCCGGCCGUGAUCGACCUGCUGUGGCGACCCUCCGAAGAACGGGCGGGACACGCCGGCCGUGGCGGCGGCGGUGGCGGUAGUGCUGCAGGCGACACGAGCGGUGAAGCAAGGCCCAGCGGCAGCGGCGGCGGCGGCGGCGGCGGUGGCGGCAGGGUUGGCGCGGCCGGGGGUAGCAGGGGAAAGGUGAAGAUCCCUAAGGCCUUCACGGCGUCUGUUCGAGACGUGCGGGUGGAGUUCCCGUACCAGGCCGGCGUUUGUCCGGGGGACAUGGAGUACGGGGACGUCGUCCGGUGGCUGCGGCGCUUCCGCUGCUGCUCCACCACGGACUGGUUUGGCGGGGGGGUCCCUGACGCAGAGCCUCCUCGGGGAGAGGUCGGGUUUAGUGGUGGGUGGGGUGAGAAAGUGCGGAGGGAUGAUGACAAGCCGCUGCCGCCUCGCCGGUGCCACAGCCUUCCGGCGUCCGCGGCCUCCUCCGGCGGCGAUGCCGGCAGCUCCCACCUCCCGCUCAGAGAUAACCUAGCCUGGUCAUGCCAGUACGUUGAAGCGCGAGAGUUUGACAUGAGCGUGGCGGUGUCGGGCGGCGGCGGCGGCGGCGGCGGUAGCGGCGUCCUACCUAACCUAAACUGCGCCAUCUCGGGGGUGUCGGUGUCAACCGCCGGGUACGCUCGCGGCGGCGGUGUCGGCGACGGCCGGGGGGGUGGUGUCCGCCGUACAAGCUCCUUGCUGGAGGCGGCCAAGAGGUCGACGUCAUCGCCGACCCCUACUCCGGGCGGAGCGUUGCCACCCUUCGAGGCAGCCAAGGCGCGGCAGGUCGACGACGGAACCGGGGCUACGGCCGCCGAGUGGGGGGGUGGGGGUAACCUAUCCCCCGGAGACCCUGGUCGGCGGGGGGGGCUGGGGCGCCAGUCCUCGUCUGCCCGCUUUGCAGUCGCCUUGGGCGGCACGAGGCACUGCCCAAACACUCGAAAAAGGUUCUUGCGGGUGUCGAAGUUUGCGGUGCUACAGAUGUUCUCGUCAGACAGGCAGGCGGGCGGUGGGUCAGCCUCGCGUGUUGUGGACAUUCUGGCCGAGGGAGUGGACGGCCACUGGACACCCUCCAUCCACCUCAAGAUCAUCAAGCCCGUCCGCGAGGUGACCCUGAGCAUCUGGAAGGCCAUGCUCCAUCUCCGUAGGGCGUGGCUCGCGCAACCUUCGCUGUCCCGCGGGGGAAGCGGCGACAACGCCUCCUCGGUCGUGGGCGGGGACCGUUGUCCGCCUUGGGACGACCCUGCGGCGCUGGAGUACUGGGUGCGGGCGUGGGCGGCGGGAGGUCCGUCGGGUCCCGCUGGGGACACCCUACACAGGUUACACGCCCGUAACGUUUUGCUUAAGGCGCUGUGGCCGGUCCAACCACAAUCGCCUACGGCUCACGAGCACGCCACGGCAUCACCCUCUGCCGCACCGGGCGCCGCCGCCGCCGCCGCAGCAGCAGCAGCAGCAGCAGCAGCAGCAGCAGCAGCCAAGAAGAAGGUUCCCGGAACAAUCUUCCCGCACGCGGAGGAAUACGGCGUGCGGAUGAGCAUCGGCGUCGAUGAGUUCCUCAGCGAGUCUGUGGGGGAGCACUUCAACGGAUGUGUUGAAGUCUCCGCACCCUGCCUCCCGUUGCUACGCCGAUCAAGGUUCCUGCGUACCGCGGUCGACCUCGACGACGACCGUUUGGCGUCAAUCUCGACCUUCAGCAUCUCUCGGACCCUGGGAGACACGUGCAUCUCCCCUACCGCCGCACGCCCUGGUUCCACCGAAGAAGCAUCGCGGGAUGACACCGGGGGAGCUCCCGGCGGUGCCGGUCCCGCAGCAGCCACGGCACCCGGCUUGCGAGGGGAGGAAGGGGCAACCAAGCACGAGGUCCCGUCCUUCUACCCUCCCACGGAGCCGUCCGAGCGGCGGAUCGUCGGGGCUUGCUUCCACGAGCUCAAGGCUCGCGUGAUGGCCGUGGCCGCCGCUGCCGCCGCCGCCGCCGCCGCCGGUGGCGCUGCUGCUGCUACGUCGGCGGGAGAGGGCGGCUGCACGAACCAGACGCCCCCGCCAAGCGGCGGCGGUGACGGGGCGAGUGCAGGCGAUGCCAGUGGCGGUGACAGCUGGUCCGGUGAGUCGUCCUCCGGCACAGCGGCUGGCGGUGGUACCCCUACGCGGAGAAGCCCCGUUUGCGAAGAAGGCCGCACCGCUUCUGUGAGCACAAGCAGCGGCCAAAGCUCCGCCGGCGCGGGGGGUCAAUUCGCCGGAAGCCGCGACCCGCCUGGCGGCGGAAGGAACAACAGAGGAGCCAUGUCGAGGACGACGAGAGCGUUGGAGCCGUGGCUGCUGCCGCUCGUGACGAGGCCUGCGGGAUUUCUGGUGGAGGUUGAGGGGGCUGUGGUGAGGGCCGGGCACCGCCGGGCGCUGGGGAAGCGGCUCGAUUCCCUUGCGCUGCAGACUAAGGCGCUCGCGGUUGCGCUGUCGGAGAUGCCCGGCAGGGCGUGGGGGGUCCACGUCUGGCUCCGCGCCCGGGGGGUAGCCUUUGAGAUCGCGGACGAGCCCCUAGAGGCGUGGUUCGAGGCCAUGCACCCCGUCUGGUCGAGGCAGCUUGCGGCUCGGGUGUUCCGCAGGGCGCUCCUGUUGCGGAGGCGCACGGCCGGCAGCCGCAGCAGUCGGAACGGUAGCAGGGCGGCGGGCGCGGGAGAAGACGAGGGUGCUGAUGAUGCGGAGGUGGCGGCGGCGGCGGCGGCGGCGGAAGCAGCGGCGGUUGAACGGGAAGGGGACGAGGAGGACGCAAGGUGCUCCAACAUCCUGACGAGCCUGCGCCAGUUCGACCAGCCCCUCUUCUCGUGCGAACGGGUUUCCGCCGGGGGCGUUGCCAUGGUGGCUUGCGCCAGAGCGCCCCCCCACAGCGGCGGUAGCCUCGCGGGCGUGAAGGUCGUGGUCAUCGACGAGAAGGAAGCGGCAGCCGGCAACGCUGCCGCAGCAGCGGCGACCCACGGGAGGCAGCACCCGGCGCCGCGCGAAGUGGCAGGGGAGGGCGGGAGGGGGAAAGUGGCGGUGGUGACUCGUGACCUUCCUCCUAAGGUUGCAUAA